Molecule: messenger RNA, 2389 nt
Organism: Nilaparvata lugens (brown planthopper)
Lineage: Eukaryota; Metazoa; Arthropoda; Insecta; Hemiptera; Delphacidae
Exons: 5
Coding region: 318-1208 (296 amino acids)
Source: RefSeq, a predicted model, not a curated record
CAGUCAACGUUGGGGCAGGCUCGCGGAUAGAGCUAAAAGUGUGCAAGGCGCCCAAACCCCGCGGCGCCAACAACAGUAAUCUGAGCUGCGGAUUGCAUUUGAGCAGUGGUGCCUCAGGCCUUGUCCUGCAUCUCGAGAAGAAUGUGUUGAAAUUAUUUCUCUCCAGCAGAAUAUUUGGAGCACUGCAGGACUUCUUUCUCAAGGACUGAGGUGCGGGGCGGAGGGUGGUGGAUGGAGAGAGGAGACACCGUGAAAUGAUGAAGCUCGUUUACUGCAGCAUCACUCCUUCCAGAUAAAUGAUCCUGUAAAACCUUGCAAUGAUGCCACUGAAAGAGCUGCGUAGGCUGUGGGGUGUGAGGAAGCAGAGCGCAACGGGGAGCGGCGGCGAGGAUGGGGGCAUGACGAGUGGCGGCGAGGACGGAGGCGGCGAUAAGGAAGGCGGGGGCGGUGAAGGCGGUAGAGGCGGCACCUGUGCGCUGCCCCUGCUGCAGGUAUGGCCGAGCCAGGACUCACCUCGUGGGGAGGCCGACGGCCAAAGUUUCAUCUUCGUCUCCGAGGAGACAGCAGCUGGCAACUCUCUCGUGCACAACGCAUCGCGUGCCGACUCCGGCAUAGAUUCGGUUCAGGCGAGUCCGUGUUGUGCUGCCGAGAAGGAGCCGUCGCCGACGACAGGAGGUCGACGCCCGAGCACGUCGCUUCUGCACCCGAACCACGCCCGACUGCUGCGACGGCCAUCCUCACCCGAGAACCACUCCUCCAUAGACGAAGAGUUCCCCCCGUGCAACGGCUCCAAGUCGUCGUCCACGGCCUCCUCGAUGACAAGUGUAGCCGCCGCCGGCAGUCACCGACUGAGCGACCCCUGGGAGCGGGAGCGCGACCGCAGACGCAGCUCAACCAUCACCGCUCGCUACUCGCUACUCGACGCCCUGGACCUGGAAUACGCGUUACUCAGAGCGGCGGCCAGAGGCAGUGUGGGACCCUACAGUCUCUCAGAAUCUCUCCACAAGUUGACGUUCACCCAAAGCCUCGCCUUCCCCGCGCUCGCCAGAGGCCUGGCCAGCAAGCGGCGUCCCUCGCAGACGCAGGCGGCGCCCCUCGACCCCAACGACUCCGGACUGAACGCGUUCGCGCGCAUCAUCACCGCCCUCGUGCUCAUGCUCGUCAGUGUUAUGGUGUUUGGUGUUGUGUACAAGUUUGUGAGGACGUGAGGGUUGCUCGUGUCCCCUCAGCCGGGACACGAGGAGCAGAUGCAUCACAGUCAUGGCUACCGUACCAGCUAGCACCUCCCCCCACCACCCAGUGCUAUCUUCUAUAUAAGCACUCUCAACUUCGGCCUACUGCUACAGAAUGCCUUCUAACAGACAUGGAGUCAACAAUGGUUGUCUCAACACUGAGGUGUACAUAGACAGUGAAUUGAUAUUUUUCUACUUUAUCGACCAAAGUUGAAAUAAAAUACUAAUUUGUAAUAUGUUAUUUAAGGUCUUCAAGCGUCGAAUCUAUAGUUACCAAAUAAUGCAUUUAAUUUUACGAGUUAUACUUAUUUCCUGUAUAUUUUAUUUCCAUCCUUCUCAAUAAUUAUUUUCUGUAAUAUGCUUUCAGUGUAACAAAUACUAAUUUUGUAGUACCGUAUGCUGAUUUGUUAGAGAUCUUCAAGCGUCGAAUCUAUAGUUACCAAAUAUUGCAUUUGAUCUGUACGAGUUAAACUUAUCUUAUGAAUCUUUCAUUUUUACCCUUCUCAAUGAUUAUUUUCUGUACAUAUAUGCUUCAUAUAUAGAGUCUUAUAAUCGGAGAUUCGGAGUUUACAAAGUUAAUGAAGAACGAAGAAAGAUAUUUCUGUCACUUUUAACUUUGACAAAGUGUUUGGUUCUAGAACAAACCAAUUAAUCGACAUUUAUCAUCAUUCUUUGAAUAUAUGAAAAAAUAUUUUUCUGUGAUUCUGAAAAAUUAUCUGUGAAGAGUAUUUACACUAAUUUUGGUUUAUUGAGAAGGAUUCGUUUAAUUAUUUUUAAUGCCCGGUUCCACCAAGCUGGAUCAUACAUUUGAACAUGGUAAAAUCUCAACGAGUUCACUGAAAUACAGACAUUAUUCCUAUGGCGAUAGUUCAUGACCAGGAUCAGAUGUAUUGACCGAGCUCCAUGAAACCGUGCAUGAUCCUCUUAUUGAUUAUGAAUAUACUUGUGAGAUCUAUAUUAUUCAACAGAAUAUACCACAUUUUUUAUAAAAUCAGUUUUUUAUCUGAUGAAAAUAUGUUAAGGCAAAUUUUAUUUUGGAGCGUAGUUGUUUUCAGGUUGAAUGAAGAGAAGAUUUGUGAAACAUUUGAGGAAAAUUGCUCAUAAAUAUUAUCUAUUCACGAAAACAUUCAUGAAAUAAAGUUUAGUUUGAUCAAUUA